Acinonyx jubatus (cheetah) is the source of this 2722-nucleotide messenger RNA. It is a transcript of the gene TSPAN32, whose product is annotated as tetraspanin 32. The transcript has 9 exons. NCBI's taxonomy places the organism in Eukaryota, Metazoa, Chordata, Mammalia, Carnivora, Felidae. Gene Ontology annotation, cellular component: membrane. The record is from RefSeq and is a predicted model, not a curated record. Bases 49 to 918 code for a protein of 289 amino acids.
GCGGAGGAGGGAAGGAGGGAAGAGGAGAAGGGACCGGAGGAGGCCACCAUGCAGUCGUGGAGUCGAGUCAGGGUGGCCAAGUGCCAGCUGCUGGUCGCCAGCUCCUUUGUCUUGCUACUGGGCCUUUCUAUGGCCGCCACGGCAGCUGUCAACUACCUAGGGACACACUUUGCUGUCGUCGGCCGCGCAUCCUCAGACAGGACCCCCUAUGAGGCCACACGCCGCUGGGCCUUCUGCACCAGCAUCAGCCUGGCUGGGCUCCUGACCCUGGGCGCCGUGCUGGGUGCUGUAGCCACCGUGAGGGAGGCCGGAGGCCUCAUGGCUGGGGGCUUCCUGUGCUUUGCCCUGGCGUUCUGCAUCCUGGUGCAGGUGGCCUUCUGGAGAUUCCACAACCCUGCCCAGGUGGAGGAUGCUGUGUUAGACACCUACGAUCUGGUGUAUGACCAGGCAGUGAGGGGCUCGUCCAUCACCCUGCGGCAGCAGCUGGUGGCCAUUCAGGACACGUUCCUGUGCUGUGGGAAGAACUCUCCUUUCGGCCUCCUGGGGGGCACGGAGGUCAGUCUGUGUCCAGGAGAGGAGGCCACCAGACAGGACUGCUUGGUGGGGGUCAGGAGCUUCCUGAGGACCUACGGAAACAUCGCCUCCACCCUCACUGGCAUCGGCCUGGCCUCCACGGUGUAUGCCGUGCUGCUCAGCUCCUUUCUCUGGUUCGCCUUUCGCUCUGGCUGCAGCUUGGACCGCAGGGGCAAGUACACCCUAAGCCGGAGAGCCCGUGACUGCCGGCCCCAGGAGCCCAGCUUCUUCAGACGCUCCCCGGGGGGGUCCGCACUCCAGCACCCGAUGGAAGCGGACGUUCUCGAUGGCCGCCUGCGUGCGAGCAGACCCUCAGGGGGCCCUCAGUUCCUCCAGGACAGCUGACGCUGCUUCAACCACCUGUCCUGCCACCUGUCGGCCCACAGAGCCUGAGAGGGCCUGAACACGAGCCUUACGAGGAGGGUGCGACGUGUUUUCUGCCGCAGCACGGAGGCACGGGGAAGGAGAGGAGGAGGCCAGCUCUGUUUCAGCAGACAGGGGGACCGGGGUCACUCACUGACUCCUCGGGAACAGACUGGGAAGUGGUCGGAGCAGAGAAGCCAUGGGGCAGGUUUGGGCAGUCUGCUUAGUCUCACGAGGUCAGAGCCCAGGGCCGAGCCUGGCCGGGCGCCCCACUGGCCGCCGGCUCCGGGGGACCCUACUUCCAGGCUCAGUCCGGCUGCUGGCUGGACACAGGUCUGUGCGGCUGGAGGACCGAGGGCCCCCUCCUUGCCAGCCGUCAGCGGACCACCUCCGUUCCUUCUCAUGCAAGGCCUUCACGUCCGAGCCGGCGAGGCAGGCCCGUCCUCUUGUGCUGAGACCUCUGACUUCCCCUUGCCCCUGGCCGGGGAGCUCACUUGCAAGGGUUCCUGUGGCUGCAGAAGGCCCACUGGGAACCUCGUGUCUCUGGCAGAAACCCCACACUUCCGGUGGGGUGUUCAUAGGUGCCAGGGCCGAAGGCGAGACUUGUGGGGUGUGUGCAGGAGGGCUCCGUAGACGGUCCAGUUUCCAGGCUGCUCCCGCUGGACACCCAAGCUACCUCUCUCCGUUCUCUCCAACCGUCCCUGAGGGUGUUCACUCUCUGCUCGAAAUCGGAAGUCCCAGGUGGAACCCGGAUUGGCCCAGCCCAGGCCGAGGCCCCGGCAGAGCUGACCAAGGAGAGAGGAAUGUCAGGGCCGUUUAACCUCCUUCUGGGGAGGUCAGGCCUGCCGCCACCAAGACCAGCAAAGGAGGGUCCUCCAAAAGGGAAGAACCCUUUGUGACAGGACGGGCAGGCAAGACAGUGGACACGUGGCCACACCCCCCACCGUCCUCCUCUUGCGUUUCCCCUCGCACGCCCACGCACGCAUGCUUCCGGAGGCAAGCGUGUUCCCACCUCAUGUAUAGCCGGUGGCCCUCCUCCAGUGGAAGAGCUUGUCCCCAGGCGAGGACACCCCAGAGUCUCCUGGGUCUUGCAUUCAGGGACAGCGCAGGGUCUCCGGCCAUGUACAUUUGUCCUCUAGACCUGCUCUGGUCAGUCUGUCACUCUACAGCUUACAGAACAUAUUUUAUAAUUUUUCAAGUUUAUUUAUUUUUGAGAGAGAGAGCCGGGGACGGGCAGAGAGAGGGAGAGAGGGAGACUCCCAAACGGGUUCUGCCCUAGCAGUGCAGAGCCCGACACGGGGCUUGAACUCACAGACCGCGAGACCACGAUCUGAGCCGAAACAAAGAGCCGGACGUUCAACCACCUGAGCCCCCCCAGGUGCCCUGCAGAAUGUGUUUGAAAGAUCACAACCAGCGAGGUGUCCUCUGCACAGCAGUGGGGGAAAGAGGGAAAGAAGAUAAGGGGAUGUAGUUAAGCUCUACAAACACGGAACUCAGCAGGGAGGGAAUCUCCAGACGGUUAUUAAGAGAACAGCUGGGGCACCUGGGGGGCUUGUCCGUUAAGCGUCUGACUUUGGCUCAGGUCAUGAUCCCACCGUUUGGGGGUUUGAGCCCCACAUUGGGCUUUGUGCUGACAGCUCAGAGCCUGGAGCCCGCUUGGGAUUCUGGGUCUCCCUCUCUCUCUUCCCCUCCCCCACUUGUGCUCCGUCUCUCAAAAAUAAAUAAACAUAGAAAAAGAAAGAAAGAAAGAAAGAAAGAAAGAAAGAAAGAAAGAAAGAAGAGAAAA